CGGUGGUCGGCGGUAGCGGAGCCCGGAAAAACGCGCUGUGGGCGUGAAGCCUGGCGCGGGUGCCCCGGGGGAGAGAGGGAGCGCCGGCCCGGCCCGGCCCGGGGUCCCUUGCGGUCCGCCGGGUUCACGUGUUUUCGUCCAUCAGCCCCUUCAGCCUCCGGCCGCGUACCGAGCGCGGCAGGCCUGAGCGGCAAGGGUUUCUCCGUUUGAAAACGGGUUCUGCGUUUCAGGUGAUCUGCAGAGAAAUAAAAUGCGUGAUAAAGCGUACUGACGGUGUUCAUAGGAAAGGGGUCGGAACAGGGCAUGCGUGCUAAACAUGGAGGAAGAUGAAGAGGAAGACUACAUGUCUGAUUUAUUUCUUAAACAGGAUGUAAGGCCAGGCUUGCCCAUGGUGAGGCGGAUGAAGGAAGCUAUUCAGAAGGAAGAAAAGCAAAAAGAAGCCAAUGAGAAGAACAGACAAAAGAGUAUAAAAGAAGAAGAAAAAGAGAGACGUGACAUGGUAUUGAAAAGUGCAUUGGGCAAUGAGAACAAAGGCUUUGCUUUGCUCCAGAAGAUGGGCUACAAGAGCGGCCAGGCCCUUGGCAAAAGAGAAGGCAUUGUUGAACCUAUUCCUCUGAACAUAAAAACAGGCAGAAGUGGACUUGGUCACGAGGAAUUAAAAAAGCGAAAAGCUGAAGAAAAACUGGAGAACUAUAGGCAAAAACUCCAUAUGAAAAAACAAGCAAAUGAACAAGCUGCAGAUCAGUUCAGAGUAAGAUUCAAAAACAAACAAGAAGAACGUAAGAUGGAAGGGGACCUCCGAAAAAGCCAGAGGGCCUGCCAGCAAUUAGAUAUGCAAAAAGAUAUUGAUGUUCCCAAGGAGACCUGGUAUUGGCUAGAACCUGAAGAGGAAGACAAAAAGGAUGAGGAAGACAAGGAAGAUGAAUGCACAAGCUCAGACUUAAGUGUAUCAGAAAAGCUGCACAUCCUGACUGCCUAUUUGAGAGAACACCACUUUUAUUGCAUUUGGUGUGGAACAACCUAUGAAGACUCUGAAGAUUUAUCUUCAAACUGCCCUGGAGACAGUGCUGCAGAUCAUGACUAAAGCUUUUCUAAAGGAAGGAGUCCUAGCUAAGUAAAAAUCGCAAGUGAUCGCUUGCAGAAAUACGCUGUCCUGGUCUGCAGCUGAUGGGCGUGAAUGGUGAUGUAACCCUUCUGGCUGAUGAGUUCCUCAAUGGCAGGAAGGCAAAACACCAAGGAAAAGACAUACCCUAAGUCCUGCUGUUGCUUCUGACAUUUACUGUUAUUUCAUCAGUUUCAACAGACAUCAAACUCUGGAUUUAAACACAGUCUGAAAGCCUUUCAAAAGGGCAUUUACCGAGUAUGAGUUUUAAGUGAGUUGUUUUUAUCAGACUUGAAAAACUCAAGUAUUUCAGAUGCAGAGUAUCUUCCUGAAGAGUCUCUUGAAAGCAUCUUUUUGAUUAUGGGUGCCUGCAAAAAGAAAUUAAAUGUCAAUAAAUUAUUUUUUAUGAGUAAAUAAACUAACUGAAAUAAUGUA
Messenger RNA from Gymnogyps californianus (California condor), 1537 nucleotides. It is a transcript of the gene GPATCH11, whose product is annotated as G-patch domain containing 11. Gene Ontology annotation, cellular component: kinetochore. The transcript is spliced from 9 exons. The record is from RefSeq and is a predicted model, not a curated record. Bases 317 to 1084 code for a protein of 255 amino acids. Gene Ontology annotation, molecular function: nucleic acid binding. Lineage: Eukaryota; Metazoa; Chordata; Aves; Accipitriformes; Cathartidae.